Molecule: messenger RNA, 477 nt
Organism: Penicillium paradoxum
Lineage: Eukaryota; Fungi; Ascomycota; Eurotiomycetes; Eurotiales; Aspergillaceae
Exons: 2
Coding region: 1-477 (158 amino acids)
Source: RefSeq, a predicted model, not a curated record
AUGGUGCCAUCGUAUCUUUUGGUCGGGCUCCUCACUGCUCUCUGUCACUCAGCUCACGGCUUGGAGUUCAUUGACAAAAUCCAGCAAAAUGUCGAGGGCAACACACUCUCAUUACUCCAUGAUGUGGAGGAUGCAACAUCUGUGAAAUUCGGCACCUCGCCCGAUUCCCAGACGCAGGGCUGGAAAUUUAACACCGAGGGCUUCAGUGAUGAUGAUGCUGUUAUUACGCCUUCAAACUCCUCCAAAACGCUCGUGUGCGAGAAAGGCAGCAAAUGCAAACUGGAUCUCAACGGAUCGAAACAACCCUAUCGAGUCGUCAGAGUGGAUGAGGAAAAUCCCACUUUUACGUUCCAAGACCUUUCUACUUCGCUCUAUGUCUCCCGGACAUCUGACCUCUAUCUGGAGCUGACUGACGUCGUUUCGGAAUCUAUCUAUUUCCAUUUGGCGGCAAUCCGAGAUAACCACGAGGAGAUAUAG